AUGCAUACUGAUGCAUUUGGUCGCAAUAGCCACCUGAAAACACAUAUGACAGUGCACACAGGAGAGAGGAAUUAUAAAUGUGAAAUAUGUCACAAAGCAUUUGGUCGCAAUAGCCACCUGAAAACACAUAUGAUAGUGCACACAGGAGAGAUGAAUUAUAAAUGUGAAAUAUGUGAAAAAAACUUUCUUUAUGUUAACACUCUAAAAUCUCAUAUGACAGUGCACACGGGAGAGAACAAUUAUAACUGUGAAAUAUGUGACAAAGGCUUUCUUUAUAUUAGCACUCUUAAAAAUCAUAUGAGAGUGCACACAGGAGAGAAGAAUUUUAAAUGUGAAAUAUGUGACAAAGCAUUUGCUCACAAUACCCAACUGAAAACACAUAUGAUAGUGCACACAGGAGAAAACAGUUAUAAAUGUGAAAUAUGUGACAAAGCCUUUCCUUAUAUUAGCACUCUAAAAGAUCAUAUGAGAGUGCACACAGGAGAGAAGAAAUUUAAAUGUGAAAUAUGUGACAAAGCAUUUGGUCGCAAUACGCAUCUAAAAAGACAUAUGACAGUGCACACAGCAGAAAAAAAUUAUAAAUGCAAAAUAUGUGACAAAGCGUUUGCUCACAAUACCCAACUGAAAACACAUAUGAUAGUGCACACAGGAGAGAACAGUUAUAAAUGCGAACUAUGUGACAAAGCAUUUGGUCGCAAAACCAAUCUGAAAACACAUAUGACAGUGCACACCGGAGAGAAGAAUUUUAAAUGUGAAAUAUGUGACAAAGCUUUUCCUUAUAUUAGCACUCUAAAAGAUCAUAUGAGAGUGCACACAGGAGAGAAGAAUUUUAAAUGUGAAAUAUGUGACAAAGCAUUUGGUCGCAAAAAUCAUCUGAAAACACAUAUGACAGUGCACACAGGAGAGAAAAAUUAUGAAUGCAAAAUAUGUGACAAAGCAUUUGCUCACAAUACCCAACUGAAAACACAUAUGAUAGUGCACACAGGAGAAAACAGUUAUAAAUGUGAAAUAUGUUAG
Molecule: messenger RNA, 1017 nt
Organism: Ruditapes philippinarum (Manila clam)
Lineage: Eukaryota; Metazoa; Mollusca; Bivalvia; Venerida; Veneridae
Product: zinc finger protein 492-like
Exons: 3
Coding region: 1-1017 (338 amino acids)
Biological process (GO): regulation of transcription by RNA polymerase II
Cellular component (GO): nucleus
Molecular function (GO): RNA polymerase II cis-regulatory region sequence-specific DNA binding; DNA-binding transcription activator activity, RNA polymerase II-specific
Source: RefSeq, a predicted model, not a curated record